This is a messenger RNA of Panonychus citri (citrus red mite), 898 nucleotides long. RefSeq names its product ER membrane protein complex subunit 7 homolog. Gene Ontology annotation, molecular function: carbohydrate binding. The record is from RefSeq and is a predicted model, not a curated record. Lineage: Eukaryota; Metazoa; Arthropoda; Arachnida; Trombidiformes; Tetranychidae. Gene Ontology annotation, cellular component: EMC complex.
GAUUUACCAUAUGAUCGAUCAUUUUUUUUGAAGAAAUUUAAUUUUCUGUUUAUGUUUGUUAAUUGGUUUAUUUUGUGAUUAAUUUACAUCAUGUAUUAUUUUUCUAUUGUUUUUUGUAUCUACUUAACAUCUUCAGUAUGUUUAGCUCAAGAAGGACCAAUUUAUGCCUCAGAAUCACUUGUUAAACAUUCGAGUAUAAAUACAAUUGAAGGAAGUUUUCCAAGUCCUAAUUCCUCUAUUACACCUUCUUGGUUUAUUGCUACUCGAAUUAUUGUUAAUUAUGGUCAAUUUAUUGGUUUUAUGAAGAGAGAUGGGACAUUUGAAAUAAAUAAUGUUCCACCAGGAUCUUAUCUUGUUGAAGUUACUAAUCCCGAUUAUUUGUAUAUACCAGUGCGAGUUGACAUUAAUUCCAAGGGUAAAAUCCGAGCCCGAAAAGUGAAUUACAUUCAAACCUCUGCAGUGCACCAGGUUAAUUAUCCAUUAAAGUUUAAGCCUCAAUCAUAUUUCGCUUAUUUCCAACAAAGAGAAACCUGGAGAGUAACAGAUUUCCUUUUCAACCCUAUGGUUAUGAUGAUGGUAUUACCUUUGAUUCUGAUCAUGAUUCUACCUAAGAUGAUGAACGCUGCUGAUUCUGAAGCUCAGAGAGAAAUACAAAACACUCAAAUGCCCGAUGUGCCUGAAUUAUCUGAAAUGAUGACAAAUUGGUUUACCGGAGGAAAUGCAGGUCCAAGUAAACAAAUUACUGGUAAAGGGGAGAAGACGAGUAGUACCAAGUUGAUUAAGAAAAGAUGAAAAUUGUCACUGGUUGAGUUAAUUUUCACCAUUAGUGAUAUUGUCUUGCUUUUUUCCUCUGUAUUUGAUUAUUUAUUGUCAUGAAGUAAAACCUCUUGAUCACAAA